AAGUUUAUCCAGGGAACAUAAAACCCUAAGUCAAGAAAAAGUCGGCCAUCACUUUCUUCACACAAAUUUGUGUCUAGAAGCUUUAAUUUGCAACAUGUCUGCUGCGACUCCAGAAGCUAUUGAUCUACAACAAAAAGAAAGAGAGAUAAAGUUGCUCGAGGAACGUUUAGAGGAAUACUUUGUUCCAAAGAAUGUUGCCAUCAUAGGGCCAUCGGGUGUCGGCAAAUCGUCAUUCGUUAACUCUAUCAUAGCCAGUUUUUCCUCCAAGUGCUGGCGAGAGCGGACCAAAGUCGCGUGCAUCGGUGGGGAAGCGAUGCAAGGAACGUGUCAUCUUAUCAAGACAGCAAAAGAUGAGUACUUGGACUCAGCAAGACAGAAGGAAUAUCCGUACCCGACACUGAUUGACAUGAAUGGAUUUGAAAACCAAUCCACGGCGGAUAUAAAAGAACUGCUCAGAUACAUUUUGUUUGGCUUGAUUCCACAUGAACACAAGUUAAGAGAUGCUUUGAAAAUAUACUCAGAUAAAGGGCUAGAAGGAAUGAAGGGUGAAUAUUACAAGAAUGAGGAGGCACUAAAAGUUGACUGCCUGAUUUUUGUUACUUCGACAACUACAGUUCUUCCACAAAAUCUUAUGGAUGCUGUGGUUCAGGUGGCACAGAAAGAGGAAAGAGUCAUUCCAUUAUUUGGUGUGCUAACACAGAAAGACAAAAUACAUGAUGAAGAAGCAUACUUGACAAAGAAGAAAGAUUUUUGUUCAAAGCUUGGCCUUCCAGAGAACCGCUUCCUUCUGUGUACAAACUAUUGUGAUGACUAUGAUAAAGAAACAGGGCAUUCUCGUUGGAAUCAAGUGUACCCUGCACUAGAUGUACCAAUUCUGUCUUUUAUGAGACAGGUUUGUGAUGUUGGAAUUAAAGUUCUACAAAACCAUGCCACACUUCGCAAAGGUCCCUCUACCACUCCCCAGUCUCAGCAGGAUCCACCCCGUGAUGCUGACCUCCCACUGAGAGACCCUCCCCCACAUGUAGACAACUCCGUCAUCAAUGUCCUGGCCUUCGCUUGUAAGGGUUUGGUCAUCGCUGUACUCCUAUAUUGGAUCCUUACUCCGCCUUUUGAUGGGCAGCAGAUGGUCGAUGCCUGUGCUCAGUUUGAACACAAAUCUCAGACACUGAAUUUCUCCAUUCCUGGAAUAAAGAACCUGUGUGACAGGAUUGGAGAUAUAACACAGAGACAACUCAUGACUCCACUGAUGUCUUUUGUGGUGGUUAUUAUUGGAAUAGAUUUUGUGAUGCCUCAGAUUAUCAGAAUGUUACAUAGGCUUGGAAUUUAACUGUACAGACUUGUUGUGGGAAUCAAAGUGUUGUGACUUGUGCAAAUACUUGGUGAGAUUUUGAAUAAAUUGGGGUGUGGCAGCAAUAAAAAUUGCUUAUUCUACUCACCUGAGCCGAAGGCUCAAGUGAGCUUUUCUGAUCACAUUUUGUCCGGCGUCCGUCUGUCUGUAAACUUUUCAAUUUUUCGACUUCUUCUCAAGAACCGCUGGGCCAAUUUCAACCAAACUUGCCACAAAGUAUCCUUGGGUGAAGGGGAUUCAAGUUUGUUCAAAUGAAGGGCCACGCCCUAAUUCAAGGGGGGAUAAUUGGGAAUUAA
Molecule: messenger RNA, 1644 nt
Organism: Saccostrea cuccullata (small rock oyster)
Lineage: Eukaryota; Metazoa; Mollusca; Bivalvia; Ostreida; Ostreidae
Exons: 6
Coding region: 95-1327 (410 amino acids)
Source: RefSeq, a predicted model, not a curated record